AUGGAAAACCAGGACAAAAUGCCAACUUCAGAAGAAUAUGCGCAUGGGGACAAUAUAGCAAAGACCCUAAGAGGAUCUCAGAAAAGGCCACGUGAACCAGAAGAAACAGCCAGUGAGCCCAUGAACUGCAAAGUGGAUUUUGAGGUGCCAAACAGAGAGCAACCGGGCUUUCUACCCACUACAGGGAGCCGGCGGGUCCGGCUGGUGAACGGGACUGGGCGCUGUGCUGGGAGAGUGGAGCUCUACUACCAGGGCACCUGGGGGACUGUGUGUGACGAUGGCUGGGACCUGUCUGAUGCCGCCGUCGUUUGCCACCAGCUGGGCUGUGGAGGGGCGGUGGAGGCGGCUGGCUCUGCUCGGUUUGGGGAAGGCUCUGGGCAGAUCUGGCUGGAUGGCGUGAACUGCUCUGGGGCCGAAGCUGCUCUCUGGGACUGCCCUGCUGGGCCCUGGGGGCAGCACGACUGCGGGCACAAGGAGGACGCGGGAGUCAUCUGCUCAGGUGUAGUUCGUGCCCUGAGGCUGGAGAACAGCGACGGCUGCUCUGGGCGCCUGCAGGUUUUCUAAGGGACAUGGGGGAGCAUUUGCUCCAACUCGAUGACUCUUGACACGGUGUCGCUGGCAUAGGAGCUGGGCUGCGGGGAUGGAGGAUCCCUGGAAACACGCCUGCCCUACGGCAGGGUGUCUGGCCCUGCCUGGCUGGAUAACGUGCAGUGUGGGGAGAAAACCAGCUCCUUCUGGCAGUGUCCCUCCACUCCCUGGAACCCGCAGUCAUGUGAAGACCUGCGAGAUGAGAUCCACAUCACCUGCAAUGAUCUUACUCGAGGCCGUCUGACUGGCAGCGGGAGAGUCUCAGUGCCCGUCAUCAUCUGCAUCAUCCUGGGGGCCCUUCUCUGCCUGCUCCUGGCCCUCCUGGCCGGGCAAGUGCUAAGCACCAGGACUGGGCGCAGAGGCUCCAGGAGAGCUCAGGAGCUCUUCCCCGAGGCCGUGUACGAGGAGAUCGGUUACAGCCCAGCGUGGGAGAAGCAGGCGAGGUUUGGUCGCUCAGAUGUUCUUGUCCUGGUCGCAGGUGAGCCAGCGGAUGGCUAUGAUGAUGCCAGGGAGGUUUCUGACCCUGGAGAGGAUGCUGCCCCUGAGCAGGAUUUCUUCUUAUUAAAAGUCUCUGAGGGCUUUGACCCACAGCUGGUGCUUGCCUGCCCAGGUUUUGGGGUGUCUCCCUGA
Messenger RNA from Gymnogyps californianus (California condor), 1218 nucleotides. Its product is annotated as scavenger receptor cysteine-rich type 1 protein M130-like. NCBI's taxonomy places the organism in Eukaryota, Metazoa, Chordata, Aves, Accipitriformes, Cathartidae. Gene Ontology annotation, cellular component: membrane. The record is from RefSeq and is a predicted model, not a curated record.